ACUGAACUGAACUAGUUUAUUUUGCUGUUUAUGCUUUAUUCUGAAAAAUGCCAGGUGUUCGACGUCCUAAUUCCGUUGCUAAAGUUUCCUGGAGGAAGACGAAGUGAGACACCGGUAGAGAGGACAAUACGCUUGAUGAUGUGUGUGCGCGCGCGCGACAUUAGCUAGCUGCAGCUUUGCUCGCCCGUUCGUGUUGCAGAUGUUCAUGAGAGUAAAGCGGGAUUAACAGAGCAGAACAUCUCUUACAGUGUAUGUGUGGGAACAACAUGUCUGUGCCACUGCUCGCCGAGGCUAUGACCAUGUCUGGGAAGGAGAAGGAGACAGCAGCGGUGAUCUUCCUUCAUGGAUUAGGAGAUACGGGGCAUGGCUGGGCCGAGACUCUGGCGAAGAUCCAGCCAAGUCACGUCAAGAUUAUCUGCCCCCAUGCGCCGAUAAUCCCGGUCACUCUCAACAUGAGGUCCAUGUUGCCCGCAUGGUUUGACCUGAUGGGUCUCAGUCCCGACUCUCCCGAGGAUGAAUCUGGAAUUAAGAGAGCGGCUGAAAACAUUAAGGCCAUAAUCGAACAUGAGGCCAGAAAUGGGAUCCCUUCCAACCGCAUCAUCCUGGGUGGCUUCUCACAGGGUGGGGCUUUGUCCUUGUAUACCGCCUUGACCUGCCAGCAUCCGUUGGCCGGUGUUGUUGCCCUCAGCUGUUGGCUUCCACUUCACAAGAGUUUCCCUUCGGCCUCAGGUUGCAACAAGAACCUCCCGAUCUUGCAAUGCCAUGGUGACAUAGACGCCAUGGUCCCAAGGCAGUUUGGUGCCAUGACAGCAGAAAAACUUAAAUCCAUAGUCAACCCACAGAUGGUUACUUUCAAAUCCUUCCCAGGACUCCCUCACAGUUCCUGUCCUGAGGAGAUGGCAGCUGUAAAGGAAUUUAUUGAGAAGCUCUUGCCCCGGGUCUGACCUUACCUCUUCCCUACUGUUAACCCCUCCAGACACCGACCUCUCACUCCGGAUCUGUCAGUCUCCUGCAGGAAACAGCCAUGAGCUCCACCCCUCCUCCCCACCCAUCUAUAAGACCGCAAACGCACACUCAUCUCUCACUUGACAGUAAUGUUUUAAUCUACUGUCCCAAACAAGCGUAUUACAUUAUUUGAACUGGCAGCACUAAAUUCUCCCAUUUAGAGGUUGUAAUCUUUAAAGGAAAAAACACGCACAUUCCCUUUUAUUUUUCCACGUUUUCUCAUCUGGUCUUACAGUUUAUGUCAGUUGUUGCUUUACCUCCACCUCACUUUCUUGUAUCUUUAGAGAUUUUUAACCGAUAAAGUCCAGGAAGUGGCCUCCUGUUGCUGCCAGCGAACUAGGAAUAGCUGAAGCUGCUGCCAAAAAUGAUGCCUCUUACUCGUUUCCACUUCCUUGUUGUUCAGGAGGAACUGGACCUCCUUUUCUUUCAAGUUCUGUGUGUUAAAAUCUCAAUUACCAGCAAGCGAGAUUCGUCAUUUUCAGACCGUAGACUCACAGCAUUGUGUCAGUCUGUUAGGCUUUCGGGUCCUGGUCACAUUUAUGUUUCUCGCAUGACCCAGACGAUGUGAUUGCUUCAGUCAUUCAAUCUUCAGAUUAAAAUUCUAUUGAAUUGCAAGGAAGACCGAGGGAGAAGGUACUGACUGCACAGCUCUGUUUUUAAUGUAAAACAAAAUUCUUCUAAAGCAUGUGAAGCACAGUGCUGGUUCCACUUGUUCCAAUAAUUGAGAAGCAGAUCCUUUUUGAGAAUGUUAAAGCUGUAAUUCUGACUUUAACCCUCUGAGAAACUGCAUUCACAUUUUAGCACUGGAGCCCAUCCAAAUCAGAACCGCCAUUCCAGUCUGGGUUUGUCUGGGUCCAAUCAUGAGCCCUCUCAUGGCUAAAAUCCACUCAUAGGAGCCAAUUUCUUUUCCCUUUUCUUUAUUAAACUUGAUUAUAAACCUUGAAAUAUGUGAACAAAAUCCAUCUGAAAUAAAGGAAAACUCAUCAUUUAAUGUUUUCACUGUUCUGUGCUUUUCUUUCAAAAAGGCUACAUUUGAGAUCUUUUCUUACGAUACUGCUUUGAAAAUUACUCUGCCAGCUGAGGUGCAUGGAAAAGUGUUGCAGUUCAGGUGGUUGCACCCCUGCACCUAACCUCCACAUCUGCUUCCAAAUCUUCACCUCAGAAUUUGAAAUAUGCUUUAGCUUCUUCAACUCCGUAACCACACAUAAAAUAUCAAAUGUUAAAUUUGUCAUUUUCAUUUGGUUAAAAAUGUCAAUAUAAAGGGAGGAAUUGUAAACAAUAGUGACAAGGAUCUUUCAUCAGUUGUUUGAACGUUAACUUGAGGUUCAUAAGAAUCUGGCAGUUUUUCUUUUUUGUAAUUUUUGCUCUUGUUGUUUUUAUUCAUCUUUGCUAUCCCCAGAUCAGAUUUUAAAACCUUUAAAAAUGGAGGACAAGCAGAUGUUUUGAUUUUUCAUCCCUUCCAUGAAUGUUUCCUACAGUAAUAUUUUUCAAUCAUCCUGCUGUGGAGUUUUUCUUCAUCUAAUCCAGUGUUUUGAUUCAUUCCUUGUGUGUUUCUCUUGGGUUUGUUAUUGUUUCAACUUUUUUAUGUUUUGUUGAUUUUGUCUCAUUGUGGUUUUUGUUGUUGUUUUGCUGUCGUACAUUUUAGCACUCAGAUGGAGUUACUGAGGGAAGAUUUAUGCCUCUCAUCUUUCUGUCUCUAAAACACUUGUCUGCAGAAUAAAUUUCCCUUAAAAUAC
Messenger RNA from Oryzias latipes (Japanese medaka), 2741 nucleotides. RefSeq names its product lysophospholipase 2 (gene lypla2). Gene Ontology annotation, biological process: protein depalmitoylation. Gene Ontology annotation, cellular component: cytoplasm. Gene Ontology annotation, molecular function: palmitoyl-(protein) hydrolase activity; carboxylic ester hydrolase activity. Lineage: Eukaryota; Metazoa; Chordata; Actinopteri; Beloniformes; Adrianichthyidae. The record is from RefSeq and is a predicted model, not a curated record.